AUGUUACUUGAAGAUAUCAUUAGUCCAAUAAUUCCUAAAGAAUGCUUCUACAAAUAUACAAAACAUGGUGAAUUUUUCGAUGUUCUUUGCUUUAAGAUAAUUUUAAGUAAAGUAUUAGGAUAUGGUAUUAUUGUUGGCUCGUCGCUUGUGAAAAUUCCACAAGUGUUAAAAGUUGCAAAAAGUAAAAAUGCUUAUGGAUUAAGCAUACUGUCUAUCCUGCUGGAGUUGAUUUCAUUCACAUCGGUUAGCGUAUAUUCAUUGGCUAAUGGAUUUCCAUUCAGCUCUUAUGGCGAAGGAAUAUUUCUGGGCAUACAAAAUUUCUUGCUGGCGGUUAUGGCAAUUACAUGGACACAUUCACGGCUUAAAGCUGUUGUAUUUUCAUGUAUUUACAUGGCAGGAUUAGCUGUCUUACUGUCACCAGCAUUACCAAUGUCAACUUUAGUAUUAUUUCACACAGCCAAUCUACCGAUAAUGCUGUCAUCGAAGAUUGCACAAAUCUGGACAAAUUGGUGUAAUGGUAGUACAGGCCAGCUGUCAGCCAUCACACUGUGUUUGUUUGCCCUAGGCUCAACUGCACGUGUAUUCACAUCGAUUCAAGAGACUGGAGACAGACUGUUAGUUGUAUCGUGUAUUUUAGCCACUGUAUGUAACUACAUACUAGUGGGACAGCUAUUCUACUAUUGGAAUGCACCAAUCACCACUAGUCAAGGGGCUAGUAGCAGCAGCAGCAGCAACAGUAGGCGUGAUCAAUCGUCGGGACGAAAAAUGCAAAAGGAUAAGACAAAUUAA
Trichobilharzia szidati is the source of this 789-nucleotide messenger RNA. The record is from the annotation of a GenBank genome assembly. NCBI's taxonomy places the organism in Eukaryota, Metazoa, Platyhelminthes, Trematoda, Strigeidida, Schistosomatidae.